Molecule: messenger RNA, 2665 nt
Organism: Hyaena hyaena (striped hyena)
Lineage: Eukaryota; Metazoa; Chordata; Mammalia; Carnivora; Hyaenidae
Product: glutamine--fructose-6-phosphate aminotransferase [isomerizing] 2-like
Biological process (GO): carbohydrate derivative biosynthetic process; UDP-N-acetylglucosamine metabolic process; protein N-linked glycosylation
Molecular function (GO): L-glutamine:D-fructose-6-phosphate transaminase (isomerizing) activity; carbohydrate derivative binding
Source: RefSeq, a predicted model, not a curated record
UCGAGUGUCCAGAGUGCGCAGAGUCCCCGAGCCGCGAAGGGUGCAAGCAGCAGCCACGAUGUGCGGAAUCUUCGCCUACAUGAACUACAGAGUGCCCCGGACCAGGAAGGAGAUUUUCGAAACCCUCAUCAAGGGCCUGCAGAGGCUUGAGUACAGAGGCUAUGACUCGGCAGGUGUGGCGAUCGAUGGAAAUAAUAACGAAGUCAAAGAAAGACAUAUCCAGCUGGUCAAGAAAAGAGGAAACGUCAAGGCUCUCGAUGAAGAACUUUACAAACAAGACAGCAUGGACUUGAAGGUGGAGUUUGAGACCCACUUUGGCAUUGCCCACACACGCUGGGCCACUCAUGGGGUCCCCAGUGCUGUCAACAGCCAUCCACAGCACUCGGACAAAGGCAACGAAUUCGUUGUCAUCCAUAAUGGGAUCAUCACAAAUUACAAAGACCUGAGGAAAUUUCUGGAAAGCAAAGGCUAUGAGUUUGAGUCAGAAACUGACACUGAGACCAUCGCCAAGCUGAUUAAAUAUGUGUUUGACAACAGAGAGACUGAGGACAUUACGUUUUCAACAUUGGUCGAAAGAGUCAUUCAGCAGCUGGAAGGUGCAUUUGCAUUGGUUUUCAAGAGCAUCCACUACCCGGGAGAAGCUGUUGCCACCAGGAGAGGCAGCCCCCUGCUCAUUGGAGUGCGGAGCAAAUACAAGCUCUCCACAGAACAGAUCCCCAUCCUGUACAGGACACGCAAUUUCGAGAAUGUGAAGAAUAUCUGCAAAACAAGAAUGAAGAGGCUGGACAGCUCGACCUGCCUUCAUGCUGUGGGCGAUAAAGCAGUGGAAUUCUUCUUUGCUUCCGAUGCAAGCGCUAUCAUAGAACACACCAACCGAGUCAUCUUCCUCGAGGAUGACGACAUCGCCGCAGUGGCUGAUGGGAAACUCUCCAUUCACCGGGUCAAGCGUUCAGCUAGUGAUGACCCAUCUCGAGCCAUCCAGACCUUGCAGAUGGAACUGCAGCAAAUCAUGAAAGGCAACUUCAGUGCGUUUAUGCAGAAGGAGAUCUUUGAACAGCCCGAAUCAGUUUUCAAUACCAUGAGAGGUCGGGUGAAUUUUGAGACCAACACAGUGCUCCUGGGCGGCUUGAAGGACCACUUGAAGGAGAUUCGACGGUGCCGACGGCUCAUCGUGAUUGGUUGCGGAACCAGCUACCACGCGGCUGUGGCCACACGACAAGUUUUGGAGGAACUGACUGAACUCCCUGUGAUGGUUGAACUCGCCAGCGAUUUUCUGGACAGGAACACACCUGUAUUCAGGGAUGAUGUCUGCUUUUUCAUAAGUCAGUCAGGUGAGACUGCAGACACCCUCCUGGCAUUGCGCUACUGUAAGGACAGCGGGGCCCUGACCGUGGGCGUCACCAACACCGUGGGCAGCUCCAUCUCCCGAGAGACCGACUGCGGUGUGCACAUCAAUGCGGCGGAGAUUGGCGUGGCCAGCACCAAGGCUUAUACCAGUCAGUUCAUCUCCCUGGUGAUGUUUGGUUUGAUGAUGUCUGAAGACCGAAUUUCACUGCAAAACAGAAGGCGAGAGAUCAUCCAUGGUUUACAGUCUUUACCUGGGCUGAUCAAGGAAGUGCUGUUGCUGGACGAAAAGAUUCAUGACCUGGCCCUGGAGCUCUACACCCAGAGAUCGCUCCUGGUCAUGGGACGCGGCUAUAACUACGCCACAUGCCUGGAAGGAGCCCUGAAAAUUAAAGAGAUAACCUAUAUGCACUCAGAAGGCAUCCUGGCGGGGGAGCUGAAGCACGGACCCUUGGCACUGAUCGACAAGCAGAUGCCCGUCAUCAUGGUCAUCAUGAAGGACCCUUGCUUUGCCAAAUGCCAGAAUGCCCUGCAGCAGGUCACGGCCCGCCAGGGUCGCCCGAUUAUACUGUGCUCCCGGGAUGACACCGAGAGUUCUAAGUUUGCAUACAAGACUAUCGAGCUGCCCCACACGGUGGACUGCCUCCAGGGCAUCCUGAGCGUGAUUCCGCUGCAGCUCCUGUCCUUCCACCUGGCUGUUCUCCGAGGAUAUGACGUCGACUUCCCCAGAAACCUGGCCAAGUCUGUAACGGUGGAAUAGAGAACAAGAGCCCGAGGAGGCCUGUCCCACUGCCGCCAAGUGGGGAGAACAGCAGGCGUUCUGUGUGUUCCGAGUAGAUCCCAGUAGAACUUGACAAGCUUUCACGUGCCUUGUACCCAAGUGCUUUGCUCACAGCAGAUACUGUUUCUCUGUGUCCUGAAGUCGCCAGAGGAGAAGGGAAUCAUUGUUUACACAUGGGGAUCAGAGCGGACUUUUCCACUACUGUGCAAUAGAGACACAGCUCUCUUCAGAGUAACUGUGAACCUUUUUUAACCAACACUAGUUAGUUUUGAGAGACAAAAUAUUUAUAAUGAUGAUUGUAUAGCUUUUAAGUUAUUUUUCUAGUAUGUGGCUUUCUGUAGCCGACGUAAUGCCCAGACCAUGCACCCCAGCCUCCUGGCAGAGGGCAGUCAUCUCAGAUUUGAGCACAAGGCAUUGCCCCCUCCCCCAAAAUCUCAAUGUCCUUCGACAGAUUCUUCUCCUAUAAAUCCCUCUGACUCUCCAACUUCUGUUAAAUCUGCUUAUGGUUCUUUUUAAGCCCAGGCAGCAUUUUUGGUCCCU